Zingiber officinale is the source of this 1362-nucleotide messenger RNA. RefSeq names its product glucan endo-1,3-beta-glucosidase-like. The record is from RefSeq and is a predicted model, not a curated record. Bases 1 to 1362 code for a protein of 453 amino acids. Gene Ontology annotation, cellular component: plasma membrane. The transcript has 2 exons. Gene Ontology annotation, biological process: carbohydrate metabolic process. Gene Ontology annotation, molecular function: hydrolase activity, hydrolyzing O-glycosyl compounds. Lineage: Eukaryota; Viridiplantae; Streptophyta; Magnoliopsida; Zingiberales; Zingiberaceae.
AUGACGCCACAUCUUCUCACCAUCUUCCUCCUACUUCUCUCAUCCGCCUCCGCCUCCGCCUCCGGCCGCUCCAUCGGCGUAAACUAUGGCACCCUCGGAGGCAACCUCCCCUCGCCGGGCCAGGUGGCAUCCUUCAUCAAGAACCGCACCAUCAUCGACAGCGUCAAGAUCUUCGACGCCAACCCGGACAUCCUCCGCGCCUUCGCCGGCACCGGAAUCUCCGUCGUCGUCGCCAUCCCAAACAGCGAGAUCCCUAGCCUAGCCGCUUCCCGCGCCGCGGCCGACGCUUGGGUAGCUUCCAGCAUCGCCCCCUUCGUCCCCGCCACCCGCAUCACUCUCGUCCUCAUCGGCAACGAGGUCCUCCACUCCCUCGACUACACUCUGAUCCCCCACCUCGUCCCCGCGAUGGUCUCCAUCGCGGGAGCGCUGGUCGCGGCGGGCUUCCAGGGGAUCAAGGUCUCGACGGCGCACUCGCUGGGGAUCCUCGAGGCCUCGGAUCCGCCGUCGACAGGCCAGUUCCGGCCCGGGUGGGACCGCGUGAUCCUGGCGCCCAUGCUGGCGUUCCACCGCCACGCCAGGUCUCCCUUCGUGGUCAACUCGUACCCCUACUUCGGCUACGACGCCAACAAACUCGACUACGCGCUGUUCAAACUCCGGCCGGGGUCGCACGAUCCCGGCACGGGACUGGCCUACACCAACAUGUUCGACGCCAUGCUGGACGCGGUGCACACGGCGAUGAACAAGCUCGGCUACGGCGACGUGGACAUCGUGGUGGGGGAGACCGGGUGGCCCUCGGCGGCGGACAACAACCAGUACGGGGUGAGUCCGGAGUACGCGGCGGCGUACAACCACCGCCUGGUGCGGCACGUCAAUUCAGGGAUGGGCACGCCGCAGAUGCCCAACCGGACCAUCGAGACGUACAUCUUCGCGCUGUUCAACGAGGACCAGAAGCCCGGGCCGCUGGCGGAGCGCAACUGGGGGCUUUUCCGGCCGGACUUCACGCCGGUGUACAACUCCGGCGUGAUGAGGAGGGGAAGGAGGGGAAAGGAUGCGGGCGCGGGAAGCGGUGACAAUAACGCGCCUUCUGCUGGCGGGGGGAAGUGGUGCGUGGCGAAGAACGAGGCGACGGACGAGGCGCUGCGGGCGAACAUAAACUGGACGUGCGGGACCGGGAAGGUGGACUGCGCCGCCAUACAGCAGGGCGGCGCGUGCUUCGAUCCCGACACGGUGAGGUCCCACGCGACGUACGUCAUGAACGCGUACUACCAUGCGGCCGGGACGCAGGACUACAACUGCGACUUCGCCGGAACCGCCGUCUUUACGACAACCGAUCCCAGCCAUGGAUCAUGCAAAUAUGAAUAA